Molecule: messenger RNA, 1179 nt
Organism: Durusdinium trenchii
Lineage: Eukaryota; Dinophyceae; Suessiales; Symbiodiniaceae
Source: the annotation of a GenBank genome assembly
AUGCCCUCCGCGUUCUUCUACAUUGACCAGAUCUAUGCUGCUCUCUUUUUGAUUGAGCUCGUGCUGCGGAUGAUCUCGGAAGGAGGCCCCCCCUUCUUCUUCAAGUCUCCUAACAUCGCAUGGAACUACUUGGAUUUAAUGAUCAACGCCACCUCAGUCCUGAAUUUGGUCUCCGCAGUUGCCAGCACCUCAAACCAGGACGCUGAGACCAUCAAGGCAUCUGGAAACAUGCGCAUUAUCCGCAUCCUACGAUUGACAAGGAUUAUUCGAGUGGUGCGCAUUGUGAAGAUUGUCCGCUUCAUCAGGGCCCUCAGGUCUUUGGUGCACUCGAUCUUCUGUACCAUGAAGGUCUUGCUGUGGUCAGUCCUUCUCCUUGUGAUGAUCAUGUAUGUCUUUGCGAUUGUCUUCACCGAUGUGAGCAGCGAGUAUUCUCGUGGUUUUGAGGAGAUCAGUGAAGCUAACUUAAAAUUCAUUCGGGAACACUUCCUGGAUUUGGAGCGGUCAAUCAUGACAUUGUUCCAAAGUAUUUGCAAUGGGAUUGCGUGGGGUGAAGUGGCCGACAAGUUGAAUGAGCUGAGCCGUAUUUGGGGCUAUCUCUAUGUGACAUACAUUGCAUUCUGCCUUUUCGCGGUCCUCAAUGUAAUGACUGGAAUGUUCUGCCAAUCUGCAAUCGAAAGUGCUGAACGCGACCAAGAGCUACACAUUCAAACCGUUCUGAGCACCAAGCAGCAACAGAUUGAGACGUUCAUGUCCAUGUUUGAGAGGCUUCAGCACGACCUUGGACGAAGACCUACUGGUAACCUGACCUUCAUGGAGUUUGAGGAACUGUUUUGCAAACCGCACAUCCGUUCAUUUUUCGAGGCCUUGGACGUGGAGACAAAGGAUGCGUGGACCCUGUUCAACCUCAUGGAUGUCUCAGGAAGUGGUGAUUUGGAGGCCUCGGAGUUCGUCGAAGGUUGCAUGCGCCUCAAGGGCCCGGCCCGCGCCAUCGACGUCUCCUUGAUGAUACGCGAGCAGCGACGCACGCGGAAGAAGCUCUUGGGCCGCUUGGCGGCGCUGUUGACCCGGUUGCCGGGUGUUUUGUUUUUUGUUUGGCAUACACCUAGGGCAUCACGUAAUGUUGGACUGUCUUUAGCAUUAGAGCCAAGGGUUAGUAGUGAUGGGGUAUUCAGAAGAUAG